Messenger RNA from Jaculus jaculus (lesser Egyptian jerboa), 3323 nucleotides. It is a transcript of the gene Dpf3, whose product is annotated as double PHD fingers 3. NCBI's taxonomy places the organism in Eukaryota, Metazoa, Chordata, Mammalia, Rodentia, Dipodidae. Gene Ontology annotation, cellular component: nucleus. The transcript is spliced from 11 exons. The record is from RefSeq and is a predicted model, not a curated record. Bases 1 to 1137 code for a protein of 378 amino acids.
AUGGCGACUGUCAUUCACAACCCCCUGAAAGCGCUUGGGGACCAGUUCUACAAAGAAGCCAUUGAGCAUUGUCGGAGCUACAACUCACGGCUGUGCGCAGAGCGCAGUGUGCGUCUCCCCUUCCUGGACUCUCAGACUGGGGUGGCCCAGAACAACUGCUACAUCUGGAUGGAGAAGAGGCACCGAGGCCCAGGCCUUGCUCCGGGCCAGUUAUACACAUACCCUGCUCGUUGCUGGCGCAAGAAGAGACGAUUACACCCGCCUGAGGACCCAAAGCUGCGGCUGCUGGAAAUAAAGCCUGAAGUAGAGCUGCCCCUGAAGAAAGACGGGUUCACUUCGGAAAGCACCACACUGGAAGCCUUGCUCCGUGGUGAGGGGGUGGAGAAGAAGGUCGACACCAGGGAGGAAGAAAGCAUCCAGGAAAUUCAGAGGGUUUUGGAAAAUGAUGAAAAUGUAGAAGAAGCGCAUGAAGAUGAAGAUUUAGAAGAGGAUAUUCCCAAACGGAGGAACAGGACCCGAGGACGGGCUCGCGGCUCUGCAGGCGGCAGGAGGAAGCAUGAGGCUGCGUCUCAGGAGGAUCACGACAAACCCUACGUCUGUGACAUCUGUGGCAAGCGUUACAAGAACCGGCCGGGACUCAGCUACCACUAUGCCCACACCCACCUGGCCAGCGAGGAGGGGGACGAAGCCCAAGACCAGGAGACCCGAUCCCCGCCGAACCACAGAAAUGAGAACCACAGACCCCAGAAAGGACCAGAUGGGACAGUCAUACCCAAUAACUACUGUGACUUCUGCCUGGGGGGCUCUCACAUGAACAAGAAGAGCGGGCGGCCCGAGGAGCUGGUGUCCUGUGCAGACUGUGGACGCUCCGGUCACCCAACCUGCCUGCAGUUCACGCUGAACAUGACUGAGGCCGUCAAGACCUACAAGUGGCAGUGCAUAGAAUGCAAAUCCUGCAUCCUGUGUGGGACCUCGGAGAAUGAUGACCAGCUACUCUUCUGCGAUGACUGUGACCGCGGCUAUCACAUGUACUGCUUAAACCCCCCCGUGGCUGAGCCCCCGGAAGGAAGCUGGAGCUGCCACCUAUGCUGGGAGCUGCUCAAAGAGAAGGCCUCUGCCUUUGGCUGCCAGGCCUAGGGCCACUGGUCAUGGGAGGUGAUUGUGCCACUGGAGAGGUUAAGCCAGAGCCCAGUUCAAGCCAGAUGGAGCCUUCCUCCUGCCUGUCCACACAGACCAACUGUAAGGAGGAUGAAUCGUCACAGGAGGGGCGUGGACAAGGGGGACCUGGAGGGCGUGGUGUCUUUUUACUUCCUGCCCGUCCCACAGAUGGAUGGUACCUCAGCCGGAACCUCCUUAUUUCUACCAGAAGGAUGCUGCACUUUUGAAGAACAACCUCCAGCGUCCUGUGGAGCCCUUUUCACCAUUCUCCUCACCGGCAGGCUCUCUCCUUGCUUCCUCUUUUAAAGGAAGCCAUUUUAUGACCACUCAUCAAUCACUUGAGUGUAGUUUGAUGUUUUUUUGUUGUUUUGUUUUGUUUUUGUUGUGUGGCAAGAAGUUCUCACAGAGCCUCCUCAUGCCUAGCUUAGGCUCUUCAUGGUAAACGCUCACCAGAAAAACAAAACAAAAGGCUGUGGAGAAGGUGUUUAUUACAAGUCUCACUGGAAACUUUUACACUUGAAGAUGGGGCCUCGAAGCCCCCUUGAUUUCUCUGUUUCUGUGAAGAGGAAGUUUGUUUUCUAGGACCUCUGCGGUGCCAUCCACAUUUGGGGUGGUCUUCAUCCGUGGCAAUACCACGUGAUGGGUGAGGAGGGACGACGAGAGAUGGGGGCGGGAACAUUGGGAAUAAUGCUAAGGCUCUGGCCGUAGCUAGUCAGUAUUCGCGGUCCAUCAGGAGAAACCCUGCAAGGGACCAGGCUGCUUCCCAGACCUCAGAGCUAAGGUGUCCUUGAGGUGGUGCAAGCCACAGCCUAUGGACGAAGGAAGGUGCUUGAGACCCUCCCCCCACUCCCAACUGAGCUGGAUGUAGAGGCCUAACUCAGUUUCCCCUGGUGGGAUCCAGUGUUGGAUAUAAGAGACUGUGUCUCUGGGAAAGACCCUUCAGUAUCAAUGCCACAGACACUACAGAGUCCUUUUCCCAAGCGAUUCCUUCCUCCCUCCCUUCCUUCCUUCCUUCCUUCCUCCCUCCCUCCCUCCCUCCCUUCCUUCCUUCCUUCCGCGUUGUGUGUUUGCCAUUGUCUACCGAGAUGUGACUGGGUAUGUUAGGAUGGGAAGAGAUGAUGGUUACUUAAGUGGAUGUCUAGGGCAACGUGAUAAUUUGUGCCCAGGUGGCAACGAGACAGAACCUGCAGCUGUUCUUACCCCUCCUAAGCUCCUGCAGACGAUCAGAUGAGCUGGACUCCUUUUUUUUUUUAAGUUUCUAGAAGAAAGAAGCAGAGAGGAGUGGGGAGACGGGCUAGAUUCCGAGAACUCUGCGUGUUGGAAGACAGCCCCAUGGGCUGGAGUGGAUUGGAUUGCCUGGGAAUCGCGGCAACGGCACAAUAACCGACACGUUUUUCUGGAAAAAAAUCAUUUGCCCAAAGGGCAGGCCCCGGUGAGCGUGACCCGUGCGCAUGCUCCGCUCCUUCCCUGAAGUGGGCCCCAUCGCUGUGGUCCAGCAGCUCACAACAAAGGCGCAGGUUAUUUUUAGUCUUCAGCGCCCGAGGAAGCCCCUGGAGACUCCGGGCUGGUUGGGUCACUUCUGCCCCUCGGCAGGAGCCUUCCUCCCUCUGCCUAAUUGCUCUUGGCUGGUAGACCCAGGACAACCUGGCAGGAGGCCAGUGUGGGUCUCAGCCACUCCUUCCCAGUGACCUGUGGCAAGAGAAUGGAGGUCACUCUCCUGCUGGCCCCGUGGCUUCAGAAUGAGUUACAUGCAUACAAAAUGGUCUCACUUAAAGGGCCCCUGUCCAGAUGGGAUUGCCAUUUUCCUUCUAAGCUCUUUCCUUCCUACCCAUAGCUGCUGAGACUGUCUAGAUUCUGAAAGCCCAGGGAGGGGCUGGGGGGACCCCAUGCCGGCAGAGGGGUGCAUUUCCUUUUCUGACUGCUGGCUUGCUCUCUUCCCACAAAAUCUUAAGCAAGGUGUCCUCAAAGGCUGAUUAUUAGUUUGUGAUUCAUUUAAAAUUAACUUUAGGGGGAAGGAAAAAAAAAAGCCCAAAUGUUCCCAAAUGUCACAAUGACUUAAAUGUGGAAGAAACAAAUCUGAAACCCCAAAUUGUGGCUUGAAACAAAACAAAACGAAAAUCCGCCUUCCGGAGUGUGUGCAAAUUGUUUCCCCUUAGAAAUGUGAA